AGUUGUGUCGGGUGAGGAUCACUGUAUAUCAGCUUAUUAUUAUUCUCAGGAAACUCAUCCUCUGAACUGGUUUGUGGAUAAAAAGAAAUAAACUGGACUGUCAAAACUGACAAUGGCUUUCAUUCAUAAAGGUUUUAUAAAAGCACAGACUCUCAUCUCUGUUAAUCAGUAUGUCUUAAGACUUAUCUUGGCCAUUUCAACUGUUACACCGGUGACGACUGCAACUGCUAAUUUCUCUGACCCCUGCUACAACUACAUUGUGCUGGACAAUCCAUGGAGAUCCAUCAGUAAUUCAUAUAACACCACGUGUGACACCUCUGUCUCCUGGAGCGGCUGGUAUCGUCUCUUCAUUAACGGCCUGAGCGCUCAUAUCCCAGACACGUGUGUUACUCGGCAGAGAUGUGGCACUGAUUACUCACUGUGGAUACGUGGUGGACACCCAACAGUUGAGGAUGGAGUCGUCACUCGAGAUGUCUGCGGUUAUGCAGGCAGUUACUGCUGCUAUUAUGGAUCUUAUCCCAUUAAAGUCAAAGCCUGUCCAGGCAAUUAUUAUGUCUAUGAGCUGGUUAGUCCAACUCUCUGCAAUUCAGCAUACUGUGCAGACACUGGUAACGUUACCAGUACAGCUGUCACACCAGUGACCAUCUCACCUGACCCCUGCUACAACUACACUGUGCUGGACAAUCCAUGGAGAUCCAUCAAUAAUACAAAUAACACCAUGUGUGACCAGCCUGUCUCCUGGAGCGGCUGGUAUCGUCUCUUCAUUAACGGCCUGAGCGCUCAUGUCGCAGACACGUGUGUUGCUCAGCAGAGAUGUGGCACUUAUUACUCACUGUGGAUACGUGGUGGACACCCAACAGUUAAGGAUGGAGUCGUCACUCGAGAUGUCUGUGGUUAUGCAGGCAGUUUCUGCUGCUUUUACGGGUCUUUUCCCAUUAAAGUCAAAGCCUGUCCAGGCAAUUAUUAUGUCUAUGAGCUGGUUAGACCAGCUUUCUGCAAUUCAGCAUACUGUGCAGAUGUUACUGACAUCAGUGCAGCCUUUACAACAGUCACACCAGAGACGACAUCAGCUGGUAUAAAUAUAACACUGCAGGAAGGAUGCACCAGUCCGAACUGUUUCGAAAAUCUACUUGAGCAGAUCGAGAACAUUACAUCAUCUCAAGUGCUCUCUGUCACUACUGUGACAAACAUUUUGACUAUGGCCUUCAACGCUUCAGAGAAGAUUUUAGACUCGUCAUCAUCAUCAGUCAGCCCAACUGAACUCGCCUCCCAUGGAAACCGUGUGUUAAAAACCAGUGAGAAACUCAUCUCUACAUUGGUGAAGCCGACAGACACAAGUGACAAUGUCAGUUUGGCUCUUGCUGCUGUUGAGGUUGAAGUCUUCAUGGUUGGACCAAGUGUCACCUUAACUAAAAUCCCUCGACUUGACACGACAAACUCUUCUGUGGACAUUGAUCUCAUUGGGAUUGCCAAGAACAAUAAAGGAUCAGCUGCUGUGGCUUUCAUGGGUUACAACACAAUGGAGAAUCUACUGAAGCCUGACUUCUUCAACACAUCAAAUGAUACGGUUAAAACCAUGAUGUCCACUGUGAUCUCAGCUACUCUUCCCAAAACCAACAACACUAAACUUACCAAACCAGUCAACUUCACCCUCAAACACAUCAGAGAGUUUGACCCCAACGGUUCUCUGUCUUGUGUGUACUGGAAUAUCAGCGAAUGGAUUGUAGAUGGUUGUUCUGUUUUAGAGACCAACAGCAACUACACUGUGUGUUCCUGUGUUCAUCUGUCGACAUUCGCUCUCAUCAUGCAAACCAGCAGACCAGCAGAGAGCGACUCACAGCUGGAUCUGUUGAAUUUGGUGUGUGUGAUCGUGGGGCUGGUGUUCUUCAGUUUGGCCCUGUUGACCUUUGCCCUUUGUCAGUGGAGUCCUGGAGUGAAUAAUGUGGCUCGGAUCAACAUCUGCAUCAGUCUUCUGUUGGCUCACCUUCUGUUCCUGCUCACACAACAGUUCCUGGACCUCAUACGCCCUCAGCAGGUGUUGUGUGCCGCGAUAUCAGGUGUGCUGCACUUCCUCUUUCUCUCCGGCUUUGUGUGGAUGUUCAUUGAAGCUGUGCUGCUCUUCAUCUGCGUGAGGAACCUAUCACAGAUCAGCUCCAAAAAGAGGGAGGUGCUAAGCACUGGAUUCCUGUGUGUGAUUGGAUAUACGGUUGCUCUGGUUGUGGUGGCUGUGUCUGUCGGGCUGCUUCCUGAAGGCUACGGCAGCGAACACUGCUGGAUUAAAAUGGAUAAAGGUUUUAUCUGGAGUUUUCUGGGUCCUGUUUGUGUCAUACUAGCAUUGAACAUGAUUCUCUUCAUCAACAUCAUCAUCAAACUGAACUCAACUCUCAAAAAUCUGAACGCUGAAGUUUCACAGAUGAAACAGACCAAGAUUAUGACAUUUAAAACACUGGCUCAGUUUGUGGUUCUUGGUUGCUCCUGGAUUCUGGGUUUCUUCACUAAUGGCAGGAAGGAGCUGGAGAUCCUCUUCCUGAUCUUGAACUCCCAGCAGGGAACCUUCAUCUUCCUGGUCUAUUGUGUCCUCAAUAAUGAGGUCAGGCAGCAGUACAGGAAGUGCUUCAGAUGUCUUUGCUGUGGACGCAAACAACACUGAGGAUGAUGGCAGCAUCUUCAGGAAAUAAAAAGUCGGUUUCACACCGCAUGCGUCAGCAGAGCGUAAGCAGCUCAUAUUGUUUUUGGCUUCCAUGUUAACAGAUGAGAGCAUUCACACUGCACGGAGAGGCCGCGUGACAGCGCGUAGCAGAAGCAGCAGUGCCACGAUCGUGUUGGCACUGGGUCUAUUUUUGCUGCACUGCUAACGGUCAGUUAAAGUGAAAGUACACCUUUGAUGGACAAAAUAAAUAUGACUUGAUACAAAAAGUGCUCAAAAUGCACAGAAUUUGAGUAUGAGAAUUGGAGUAUGUCAGGAAAGAAAAUGAAUAUUAAAAAAAUGUAUAGAAGAUUUACUCAUUUAAACUUGUUUUUAAUUAUUCAAAUGAAUGUAGCUCGAAACUGAUUUUUAAAAAUUGCAUUUAAUGUUUGGAAAAAUUUGGAUUUGGACUGACAGUCUGAAUGUAGCCUUAUACCUGUGUUUUGGUUGCCUUGUGUCUGUCGUUGUUUUAGCAUGUUUCGUAAAGCUGUUACGUUCUUGUUCCUUGCAUUUUGUUCCUGUUCCUGGUUUGGAUUUUUGAUGUGGAAUAUCUUUGUGUUUUUGGAAUCAAUGUUUUUCCAUUCUGAUUCUUGCUCCUCCUUUUCCCUGCUGCUUCGUAACAAAUGUUAUAUUUAAAUACACAGAAUCAAUGUUGUGGGUGUUAAUUGUAGUCUUAGCCCGUGUCUUUAAAUGGUAAAAAAAAAAUACCUUUUGCUAAAUACUAUUGAUGUAGAAUUUAUAAACUGUAUUUAAUCUUUUUUUGAAACCUACAAUAUUUUUUUUGUGGAGGGUGAAAAGCAUAUUUUUACAGACUGAGUUCACUGUUGAGCUCAGAAAGCUACUUUCUUCUUUAAGGAUCCUUUUUAUAUUUAAAUAUUGAUGUGGUCAAAUAUAUUUUCAGAAGGGAAUGUCACAGGUUUCGGUGUAGGGGAUUUACCUUUAUAACUAAACUAUUAAAAUAAGUAUAUGAACAGCUGAUAUCUUAUAAUGGCUUUUAUUCUAAUACAUGUUUUGUUACAAAGUUAUCUCUUAAUAAACAGUGUGAUGUAAUAAGUGGGUUUGUGUUUUUUCCACAUUCCACAAAAGACAAAAAAAAAGCUCUAUAUAAUAGACUGACUCUAAUUUGAGAAGAAUAUCCUAGUUUGAAAAAUAAAUUUAAAUCAAGCCAUUUUCUGCAACGCAUCUGUAUUUAAAAUUAAACAUAACUGUUAAAACUGAAAAAGAGAG
Megalobrama amblycephala (Wuchang bream) is the source of this 3913-nucleotide messenger RNA. Its product is annotated as adhesion G protein-coupled receptor E3-like. The transcript is spliced from 21 exons. Gene Ontology annotation, molecular function: G protein-coupled receptor activity. Gene Ontology annotation, biological process: cell surface receptor signaling pathway; adenylate cyclase-activating G protein-coupled receptor signaling pathway. Gene Ontology annotation, cellular component: membrane. The record is from RefSeq and is a predicted model, not a curated record. The coding region runs from base 113 to 2650 and encodes 845 amino acids. Lineage: Eukaryota; Metazoa; Chordata; Actinopteri; Cypriniformes; Xenocyprididae.